AUGCCAGAAACCCUCAGCGUCGCGGUCUGCAUUUCGGAUGGAGUCACGCUCAGCGACUUCGUGCCUCCUAUGGAAAUACUCGCGGCCAUAAACCAAGCAGACCACCCACUCUUUGGCGCAGAACUCCGUGCAUGCAUGCCCGAGGGUGAAGACGUCCCUGUCCGCAUUUCCAUCGACUAUGUGGCUCCGGAAAAUAAGCCUGUCGUCGCCUUUCAAGGGCUCAUUUCACCAACAAUCAACCCCACGAUGACCUAUGCGGAGGCGAUGGAGAAGGGAAAACAGUUCGAUAUUUUGUGGUGUCCAGCUGGACCUCUUCCCGAUCUCGUUACAGGAGCCCACAACUUCCCUGAGGAUGAGCUGGCAUUCAUUAAGCAACAGGCGCCAAAAGCGCGGUAUCUUAUGUCUGUUUGCACCGGUGCCCAUCAGCUUGCGCUUGCUGGUGUCCUUUCUGGUAAGCGCGCCACAACAAACAAGAAGUUCUUCAAGGUUAUCGGCAACUUCUCGCCUAAAGACAUCGAGUGGGUCGCCCAUGCUCGCUGGGUUGUUGAUGGCAAUGUAUGGACUAGCUCUGGUGUCUCUGCAGGGCAAGACAUGGCACUUGCAUUUGUUGAACAUUUGACCAACGCCGCCGUUGCGCGUGUGAUGCGUGGAGUCGUUGAAGUUCACGAGGCAACACAACAGGACGAUCCGUUUGCCGCGUUCCAUGGAUUGGUGUAA
Mycena indigotica is the source of this 717-nucleotide messenger RNA. RefSeq names its product DJ-1 protein-PfpI domain-containing protein. NCBI's taxonomy places the organism in Eukaryota, Fungi, Basidiomycota, Agaricomycetes, Agaricales, Mycenaceae. The transcript has 4 exons. The coding region runs from base 1 to 717 and encodes 238 amino acids. The record is from RefSeq and is a predicted model, not a curated record.